Messenger RNA from Danio rerio (zebrafish), 4974 nucleotides. The record is from RefSeq and is a predicted model, not a curated record. NCBI's taxonomy places the organism in Eukaryota, Metazoa, Chordata, Actinopteri, Cypriniformes, Danionidae.
AAUCCCAUUAUGACGGUGUAGAGGAUCGGACAUUUGGCUGCCCUGCCGAAUACCAAAGCCUGCGUGGUGCACUGGGGUACCGAGGGGCUCUUAGGGGGUUCAGUGAAGAGUUUUGCGUUUCGGCAUACGCUCAUCUACCUCGUCGGGCUGAGCAGGAUGGCACCGCUGACCAGUCUGCUGCUCUUGAGUCUGGUCAGUCUGUCUGGUCAGAUCCAGUGGUUUAGGUUUCUGUGGGUCCCAGAGACAAGUUCACCCGCUCCUGCGGUCAGCACACCUGCAGACACCAGCAGUACUGAAGCAGCAGAGGAAAACACAGAGCACGUCCUGCCAACCUCUCCUCCUGCGCCCACAGCGGCGCCCGCCGACACAGCCAGAGCCAAGAGACCUUUGAAGAGGUGGAAGAGCGAGCGAGGCUCCAAGGGUCACCUAAUUCUAACAGACCUCGUUGGCAUGCCUCUUCCACCAUCCGUGUCCUUCAUCACGGGCUACGAGGGUUACCCUGCCUACUCUUUUGGGCCUCAUGCUAACGUAGGCCGACUGACCCAGUCUUUCGUACCUGAGCCCUUCUUCACAGACUUUGCCAUCAUCGUCACAGUCAAACCAUCUAGCUCUCGAGGAGGAGUCCUGUUUGCCAUCACAGACCCGUCCCAGACCAUUGUCCAACUUGGCCUGGCCCUGACACCCGUGGAGGACCAGACUCAGCGGAUUGUACUGUAUUACAGUGAGCCGAGGUCAGCGAACAGCGCAGAGGUUGCGUCUUUUAAAGUGCCAGACAUGACGCAGCAGUGGAGCCGCUUCACACUGUCGGUGGAGCGCCAGGAGGUUCGUCUCUACAUGGACUGUGAUGAAUACCACAUUGCCCCCUUCAAGAGGAGCCAGCAGCCCCUCAGCUUCAAGCCUGGAUCGGGGAUCUUUGUGGCGAAUGCGGGUAGUACCGGCCUGGAGAGAUUUGUGGGGUCAAUCCAACAGCUGGUAAUAAAACCUGACCCCAGAGCAGCAGAAGAGCAGUGUGAGGAAGACGACCCCAGCCUGCAGGCCUCCGGGGACAGAAGUGGCGAUGGUGAUUAUGAUGAUGAGGAAGAACAUGCGAGGCGUGAAGAAACCUUUGGGCAGACUAACAACAAGGAAAAGACACUAAGACCCACCUCUCCUGUUGAAGCCCCACCCAUUCAGUCACCUGACAUAGAAGAGGGUGGAUUCUCAGGACAUGUGACCCCAAUAGAUGAAAGGCUGCUGAGAGGGACUUACAAAACAGAUGAAACAGGGGAGAGGGUUGGACAGAAAGGGGAGCGUGGAGAACCUGGGCCUGCAGGGCCACCUGGACCCCCUGGGCCUCCAGGAACAUCUGUCCCAAUCAGACAUUCAGGACAGCCUGGACCGAGAGGACCACAGGGUCCAAUUGGUCAGCCAGGAGGACGAGGCAGACCAGGGAAAGAUGGACAACCUGGAAGCAAAGGUGAAGAUGGGAAACCAGGUCAGAGAGGACAGACGGGACCUCCUGGAUUACCUGGAGAAUCUGGAGUCAAAGGAGAGAAGGGUGAUCCUGGAGUGGGCCGGACUGGAUUGCCUGGUCCACCAGGACCUCCUGGACCACCAGGGCCAAGCAAACCAGUUAAGGUUCCAUAUGGAUUUGAUGCACUGGGCUCUGGAUUUGGAGAUGCUGACAUUGAUACAGAACUUCUUCGGGGUCCACCUGGUCCUCCAGGGCCUCCUGGGAUACCCGGCCCUCCUGGUCCUAAUAGCCCACUUGGAGGAUUGCUCCCUGGUCCUCCAGGGGCUCCUGGCAAAGAUGGCAGAGAUGGGCAGAGUGGGCUCCCUGGUGUUCCUGGUCAGGAUGGCUUACCUGGACAACAGGGUCCGAAAGGAGCAAAGGGUGAGCACGGAAUUAGAGGGCCUCCUGGACCUAAGGGUGAAAAUGGAGAUCCUGGUCAGAGAGGACCACCUGGCCCUUUUGGAACGAUGGGACCGAGAGGUUUACCAGGACCACCAGGGCCUCCGGGUCCACCAGGGCCCAUAAACAAUAACUUUAUGGUGGAUACUUUGAAGGAUUUCGAGGGUUCUGGUGAAAGUGGUUCAUUUCUCGGAACUGGAAUUUUGAAAGGCUAUCAAGGGCCUCCUGGUCUUCCUGGCCCACCAGGACCUCAGGGACCUCCUGGUGCUAACGGACCACCUGGCUUGUCUGUAAAGGGUGAAAGAGGAUCUCCAGGACCCGAUGGAAUACAUGGAUUAGCUGGUUUACCAGGAGCAAGGGGACCAAAGGGAGACAAGGGCAAUCCGGGAGAAAAGGGUGAGCGAGGUCGCGAUGGACUGAACAUCACAGGUCCUCCCGGCCCCCCCGGCCCUCCUGGACCAAUCAUUAACUUCCAGGACCUUUUUCUUAAUGACACAGCUGCUAAACUGAACCUCACAAAGAUCAGAGGACUGCCAGGCCCUAUGGGCCCUGAAGGCUUGCCUGGCAGAGCAGGAUUCCCUGGCCCAAGAGGACCAAAGGGGGAAAUUGGGUUUCCUGGUGUGCAAGGACCUCCAGGACUAAAGGGGGACAAGGGUGAGCCAGGUGUAUCCAUCGCUGCUGAUGGCUCUAUAAUCACAAGCCUGCGAGGACCCAGAGGACCAAAGGGAACCAAGGGAGACAUUGGUCUUGCUGGCCCACAUGGGAUUCCGGGGCCAAUUGGACCACCUGGACUAAAAGGGGGAUAUGGAAUUCCUGGUCGACCGGGUCGACCUGGAAUAGCUGGAAGGAAAGGGGACAAGGGAGAUGCAAGUGGUCCCUCUGGUCCACCAGGUCCACCUGGACCUCCAGGGCCACCAGGACGAGUGAUUGGCCUCAAUGGAACAGUUUUCCCAGUUCCUCCUAGACCACACUGCAAAACGCCAGUCAACAACAACAAUUCACAACAAGGAGUCAAAGGGGAAAAGGGUGAUGAGGGAAAUCCUGGGUUGUCAGGUACUCCAGUCCCCCAUGCUUAUGUGGGUCCUAAAGGUGAUAAUGGCUACAAUGGGCAAAAGGGAGAGAAAGGUGAUCCAGGUUUGCCUGGCCCUCCUGGACUUCCUGGGAGAACAGGCCUUGUUGGUCCUAAAGGGGAAUCUAUUGUUGGUCCUCCUGGAGACACUGGUGCUCCAGGACCUCCAGGACUGCCUGGGUAUGGAAGUCCAGGACCACAAGGCCCACCAGGAGCUCCUGGCCCUCCAGGAACCUCAUCACUAUACAGCUCAGCUGCAAGUCUCCCCGGACCUCCUGGACCUCCAGGGCCACCUGGUGCUCCUGGCUAUGGAAACCCUGUGAGCACAUAUAAAAACAGCCAGACCUUGAUGAGAGAGAGCAGCCAAGCAGCAGAAGGCACAAUGGGAUAUGUUAUUGACAAGAGUGAACUGUACAUCAGGGUACGAGGAGGCUGGAAGAAAAUUGAGUUAGGAGAGCUAAUCCCUGUUCCCGAAGACAGUUCCUCUUCUGCUUUGUCACAAGGCCUGAGCAGACCCAGCGACCGCAGCGUACCCAGAGUUCAUAGUCAGGAGUUAAAGAGCUUUCUGCCAGGCUAUAAUCUUCUUCCGGACACUACACACUCAAUGCCUGCGUUGCACUUGGUGGCUCUCAAUGCCCCAUUCUCAGGAGACAUGCAUGGCAUCCGCGGGGCAGAUUACCAGUGUUACCAGCAAGCCAGAGCCAGAGGCCUGACAUCCACAUACAGAGCUUUCCUUUCCUCUCAUCUGCAAGACCUCUCCACCAUCGUCAAGAAAGCAGACCGUUUUAACUUACCGGUGGUGAAUCUAAAAGGAGAAGUGCUGUUCAGCAGCUGGAUGGCCAUGUUCUCUGGUAAUGGAGGCGUUUUUGAUCCACUUACUCCGAUUUACUCCUUUGAUGGACGAAAUGUCUUGACAGAUCAGGCUUGGUCUCAGAAGCUGGUGUGGCACGGGUCAAGUACGGUGGGCAUCCGAAUGACAACAAACUACUGCGAGGCCUGGCGGACAGGUGACAUGGCAGUAACCGGACAGGCGUCUCUCCUUCAGACCGGCCGACUGCUGGGACAGCACACACGCAGCUGCUCAAACCACUUCAUCAUUCUCUGCAUCGAGAACAGCUACAUCCAGCACCCUGGAAGGAACUAGAAAGCCCAACGUUUACAAGUAAUUGAAAGCAGCAGUAGCUGGACUGCUGGGGAAAAUUAUCCAUUCUCCUCCUUUUUAGCUCCUGGGAGAAAUAACAAGCCAGGAAAAAGCCAGGCACUGCAUUGGUCUUUCACUUCUUGUCUGAGCAUGAUGUAAAUAUGUAUAAAUCACCCACUGGUAUUGUUCAAUUGAAGACCCACCGACUUUCAUUCAACUAUUAGAAAACCAAAGAAUACCUCAGUCAGACAUCUAUGAGCAAGUGUAGAUCCACUUUAUGAAUUCACCACAUUAUUUUUUUGCCUUCUAAAAAGGUUUUAGCCCUCAUUACGAUCACUAAUAUAGCUUUGUGUGUGUGCUUGUAUUAACUACAUUGUUAUAACCGCACACACUGAUAGAUACAAGACACUUACUUUUAAUCAGAUUAAAUAUAUUUAGAUAUCAGUAUUUGGGUAUAUUCAAACAAACGAGGGAGAUGUUUAAAUGCACUGUAUUAAUAAUUUCUUGGGUGUUGUUAUUUUAUUUUUGGUUAUAGUUUGUUUUGACACCCAUGAAGCUCUAUUCUGUGAACUUGCAUUUAAACUAGUAUUUAAGGGAGGCGAUGCGUCUAAUUUAUGAUGUUAAUGCACAUAACUAAAACCCAAGUGCAUAAUAGAUACUGAUUUAGAAAGUAGACAAUGGCCACAAUCAUUUAUAACUCAUCACUGUGUUUAAUCUCUCACAUUUAGAAAGGCAAACUAGAAAGUAAGUUAUGUUAUUUGUAUCUUCUAGAAGUCAAAUAGGAGUAUGAUACAGCAAUAGAGAGAUACCCUCGUUUUCUCCUUUUUUCAAAUUUGAAUGGUGCUCACUGAAUAAAUUUUUGUUUUAUAAGUA